AUGUUACCACGAUCUGGUAGAAAUAAGCCAGAAACUGAGAAAUAUAUCUUAAAGUUACUCGAUAUGAAAAUGGAAACUUCAAACGAACAAAUUGAUUUGGGUGAAUUUGUGAACGACUUUUUAUCCUGGCAAAAAGUAAGUGAAAAUUUUGCCUUCCUGCAUUAUAAAGUAUUUAUGUAAAUAAUUGUUUCGAUUUAUAAUAAAACUAGUUUGUUUUUUUCGUAGACCAUUAAAAAUUUAGCAAAAGAAAAUUCAUACGUUAAGCUACAAUACGCAAUUAUUCAAAAGCAGCUUCAAAAAAGUCAAAUAGCUGAAAAGACGGCAAACGAAAGUAAGGGAAUUUUUUUUCAUUCUGUUUGUAAAUGCCAUAAUUAUAAAACAAUAUUUUAAUGUGUUUUAAACUUUUAUUACUCACGUAGAAUGUGUACAACUCAGGGAAAUGGUAAACAAACUUCAAACAACUCUCGACAUAAGAAAUAAUUUGCAAGGUAUAUUUCAAACUAAAUUUUUAUUAUAACUCUUUUGUUUGAAUAUUCGGCUAAAACUCUAUCUAAAGCGUUCUUUACUCUUUUCGAAUAAGAUGAAAAUGUAAAGCUAAAGAAACAAAUUGCAGAAGCAAAGGAAAUCGCCACAAAUCUCGAACAGGCAAGUAAUCCGCCAUUGUCAUUAAUUAAAGUGAAUAAGUUACAUUGGAAAUAUCUUGAAUGUCUUGAAGGAUUUUGAAGGAUAUAAAACACGAGAGCGCAGCUCGAGUGUUUCAGUAUACAGGGCGCCCUGGUUUUAUAUCUUAUAAAGCACGGACUAGCUGAAAAGAUGUUUUAAAUGGCUUAAAAAACGACCCAUCUGAUGAGUACAUUGGCGAAGUAAUUUUAAAAGUAAACGUUUCUAAGCCGAGAAAAUCAAGGCUAAAGUUUAUGUAAAUGAACAUGAUUUUUUAUCAGAUACAAAACCACCAACACGGCAGUGAUUUCGUUUGUAAUUUCCUCAUGGAUUAUUAAUGAGUUUUUUAAAGGCUAUAUAUACACGGCCGGUUCAUAAUUCAUUAACAGAACGAGUAAGGCCAUAGCCAUAGGAAGUUAUAUAAAGGGCAAUAAAAGGCACAAACUAUAAAUCUUGUAAUCCGGGAUCUAGGUUCCAGGCCCCAGACACUUUAAGUAUUACAAUUGGAGACUCUUUGCCGCGGAGUUUGGAACUGGAAAAAUAUAGCUAGUAAAAUAAACCUCAUUUAAAAACCUUAUGAUGUAGCUAACGCAUUGCCACACCAUUUACAUGCGUUUUCGGAUCCCAGUUCUUAUGUAAGCAUAGAUAGUACUGUCUUACUAUCAAUGAUAAUAUUAUAUUAACUGGGUGCAACUUAAAGACGUGUUCAAACACUCGUUAAUAAUGCAUAAUUAGUUAUGUCUUAUGCAUGGCAUAACAUUCGAAGUACCAACAUAUAAAAAACAUAAAUAUUGUUUUGGUAAUUUACAGUAUAUCUCAAAAAACGAGACAAAAUAUCGAUGUUUCAUGUUAGUAUUGAAUAAAGAUGAUUUAAAGAUAUAGAGUAAGGAUGGCAUAAAGUUUACUUUUAUGCAAAAAUAGUGUCCGUUCCUGGUCACGUGGAUAUUGCUUUGUAACCAUCUUAAGUUCUUAACCAAUAGCAAUGAAAUUGAUGUACUCAAAUUACUCAUCCAUGAUACAAUGGUUCGUUUAAAAUAUUGGAUGGUUUAGUGAAAAACAUGCAAUAGGCACGUGAUGAUGAACCGACCAUAUUUUUUGCACUGUCUUUAUUGUAUUUUAUCGAAUGUCGUAAUUUGACUCAGUCGUAAACACCUUUAUUCUAUUGACCAUCGCAGAGUCACAAAUGUCAGAUGAAUGAAGCUAUUAAGAAUUUAGAAGCUAGUCAACAAGCCCAUGCAGUUGAAGUAAGAAGACUACAGGAAAAUAACCAGCUACAAAGUAAGAUUGUAUAUAAACUAAAAAAGCAAGUGAAAUAUCUCCCAAAUCAGAAUACUGUAUACAGGGACUUAGCCAGGACUAGCAAUGUAUCCGUCCACAAGUGCUCGAUCAGGUGUGCCCUCGCCCCCCCCAAAAAAAUGUUUCUCUUGGAAUAAUUUUGAAAUCAGAUCUUUAAUCUAUAUCUUCUAAAAACGUAAUUCUUAGCAGUCAAAAGAACACAUGUAAACCUGCACUCAAAAUUCAAGACUAAACAGCUUGGUUGACCUCACUAACAUAAUCGUCGAAGCAGCGGCGUAGCCAGCUCGGAUAAUUGAGGGGGGGGGGGGUUCAUAUUCAUAUAUUCGUGUUCACAGACCUUAAAAACAAUCGAUUUCAAAAGAAAUUAAUAAUGCAGAACACGAAUAUAUGAAUACGGACCCCCCCCCAAAAAAAAAAUUAUCGAGCUGGCUACGCCGCUGCGCCGAAGUUAUUCUUAAAAUCAGCCUAAAAUACUAAAUAUUUCAAAUACAUAGGAAAUUGUAGCUUGUUCGCUUCUGGAUUUAUGUGCUGGGAUGUGCAGUGACUGUUGAAUGCAUAUGCUGUAUACUAAUUACUACAGACAAAAUGCUAGAGUUUUAACAUAUUUUUGCCGCCCGUCCACAAUCACAAGUAUCCGUACAAAAAACGGGUGGAUGGGCCUCUGGCUAAGCCCAUGACUGUAUAUAUACUGUAAUAUAAAUGUGAUAAAACUUUGUGCUCAAACCAGUGGUUUAGUCUAUUUCUUAAUUUUGUUACUAUGUCGGUACCAAUCUUCUCGAUCACGAAUGUGGAAGCAAUCUUCAUUUUUUUUCAAAUUUGUGAUGCAUAUAUCCAUUACGACAAAAUCUUUGGUUUAUACGAAAAUAUUUAGUUUGGGACGAAUACCUUAAUGACAAAGUGAGUGUUUUUAUUGUCGGAAUGUAGAUAAACGCGAAGUGGCAUUGUUGGAAAAAGGAAUUCAGGAAAAGAAUGGUGAAAUACGAAAAUUAUGUCAGAAAUUAUCAGAUAUGGAACGAGACAAACACACAGAAAUUGUCAAGUUGAGGCUAGAGGUUAGUUCAAACACUGAAUGUUAAAUAAUAGCACGAUAAGAGGUAACCAUUUAUAAUAUUAGUUCGUAAAUUACAUCAUCGUUACCACGUUAUUUAAAAGACAACCAUGCAUCGUUCAUUCAGUACCACUCUGUCAUACUCGUUCAAUAUAAGCUGCUACAUCCAGGGGGUACAAAGGUUCCCGCUACUACUUCGACUGGUACCCCCUUUCGUAAGUGGGUGUGUGCUAAUCAUCCUUAUAUACUAGUGCAACUCAAUUGCAAAGGUCGCAGUACAACCUGAUCGAGUCGAAGGCUUACUAAGGCCGCUCUACAUGACAGCCACCUUAUCAUGGGCGGAUCUCCUGGGGGGGGGGUUAAACACCCCCCUAGAAUCUCUCUAAUCCCUCUUAUAAAGUGUUCAACCACAUCAAAAUUUCGCUUCACCCCUCCUAUUUUGUGUGAAAGUCUUUAACCCUGACGGCUAACCCCUGCUGAAGUUCGCUCAGUGGUGCCGCUUGCACCCCACUAGAAAUUUUUCCACCCCUCCUUUUAAAAAAUGUAACUCCGCCCUUGCACCUUAUUACUCAUGUUUGAUCGCGGAACACAGCUAUGGUGGAAGGGUCAGUUGGGGCUUAUCCCAUGGGGCCCACCCUGUGAACAUUCCCUGUGAGAAGAAAGCGGAGUACCAGAAGAAAACCUACGACUUUCGGCAGAGCGUCGACUAGUUUUACUGGCAUGAGUCCGCAGCGAGAAAGCCGAGAGGCGAGAAUCGAAUCCGCGGGAUGAAAACAGAAAAGUAUGAUCAACUAGUUCUGCGUGAAAAUGGCUAAACAAGAUAACACUAUCCAUACCCGGCCAUACCCGUAAAUCGGAACCGGGGUAUAUACCUUCUUUAAUUAUCUGAUAUAAUUUUCCCAAUUGUCCCUGGAAGCGCAAUGGCAUAAACGCAUUAUUUUUGUCUGUGUUUGUAUCAUGUGAUUGUCUUUUUCUCAUACAUCAACCUGCAAUAUGUUUUCUUAAAUGUGAACAAUCAUGUUACCCACAAAGAUCUCGAGCGAUGUCACUGUUCCGUUUGUAGUAUGAUGCCAAACUUCUGAAGGCUCAAAAGAGUAACUCAAAACAACAAUCAGGUUCAAUGGCAACUGUUAAUAAUGAAAUUUUUCGCAAAGUAAGUAUAUACAUCUAACUGGUCUUGACCGCAGUCACAUCUCUUCAGUGUAACCAUGUUUGUAAUCCUUAAGUCUGCGCUCUGCACAACAGCUUGGACAAGUUGGACAACUUGCUUUCGCCUUCUCUUUUAUACUGAAAAUUACACGUACACAUACCCAUGAUGAAUAUGGUGAUAUAAAGUAUCUAUAGAGUUAGACAGAGUUAGACUCAGACAUUUAAUUUUCAUGUCUUAUGUUAUGUUAGUUUUUUUUUAAUAUUUCUGAUAUAUUUCAAUGGACUCAGUUUCAAUUCAGUUUGAAUUUUUUAAAAUUAAAAAGUGUCGAGUAUGACGUCAGUAGAGGAAAUUUUGACUUAUUAUAUAGCUUAGCAUAAUCGUCGCUCAUUUAUAUCGCUCAUCCACAAAUACAUGAUCAAUACAUAUCAUUUAGGGUUCAAAACUAAAAUGUUCCUUUUAGUCUUAAGCAUUGGCAACCACUGUAAUCAUUUCGAGUUUGUGAGAACCACCACGUUCUUUAUAACGUAUAGUGUUUCAUUAGUGUGUACGCUGCUUGUGACGUCAUAGACAACCACAUACAGUCGAACCUCUAUUAAGCGGCCCUCCAUCAAGCGGCCACCCUCUAUUAAACGGCCACAUAUCGAAGUCCCGAAAUUUUUGUAAUACAAAUACUAUAAACUAUCCCUCUAUUAAACGGCCACCUCUAUUAAGCGGCCGCGGCCACCCAAAGAGCGGUCCCAAAUGAUGUUUUAUGUCAAUUUUUACCUCUAUUAAGCGGCCAGCCUGCAGGAUUUACUUUGGCGCAACACCUUGUCACGAGAGCCGCAAAUAAAAGUCGAGCUAAUUUGUUUUAUUUGUAAAAUAAGGCUUAAAAAUUAAGUUUUAACACAUGCCACUUUACCCCUCAAAAGCUUUACACCUCAAAAGCAUUGACUACGCUCAGGGUCCAUUAUUUGCGUACCUCUAUUUAGCGGCCACCUCUAUUAAGCGGCCACAAAGCCGAUCCCCGAGGGUGGCCGCUUAAUAGAGGUUUGAGUGUAUAUUAAACUAGAAAAUUUUAAAACAAAGACAGAAAUCCGGAAACAGAAACUUUCUCACAUUAUUCAGAUCUUUUGAGUCGCAUUACUGACCCUUGAAAUAUAAAAAUGACUAUCGUAAAAAUACUACUAUAUGCAUCAGCAGGCCAGCAAGUAAAAAUAUUUUUCUUAUAAUUAAAAAUUACCAAUUCAUGAUCACAAUGGUUCUCUCGCUUUUCCUCUAUAGAAAUUACAAUAUGCUAAAGUACAAGCAGAGAAAGAAGUGGGCGUUUUAAAGAACAAAAUAAUGGAAUUGGAGAGAAAAUUAAUGCAACAAAGCAGAACAAAUCAGCAGGAUUUUCAACAUGUACCUCAAAAACGAAGACGAUUAUCAACAAUUGGAAAAGAACGAUGA
Molecule: messenger RNA, 5585 nt
Organism: Paramuricea clavata
Lineage: Eukaryota; Metazoa; Cnidaria; Anthozoa; Malacalcyonacea; Plexauridae
Source: the annotation of a GenBank genome assembly